Betta splendens (Siamese fighting fish) is the source of this 2927-nucleotide messenger RNA. RefSeq names its product heparan sulfate (glucosamine) 3-O-sulfotransferase 2 (gene hs3st2). The record is from RefSeq and is a predicted model, not a curated record. Gene Ontology annotation, molecular function: [heparan sulfate]-glucosamine 3-sulfotransferase activity. The transcript has 2 exons. NCBI's taxonomy places the organism in Eukaryota, Metazoa, Chordata, Actinopteri, Anabantiformes, Osphronemidae. The coding region runs from base 510 to 1640 and encodes 376 amino acids.
GCCUAAGUGCAUAUAUCUUCACAACUUCAUUAUGAAAGGGAAAGGUGGGCUGCGCAUCGAAACCCCCCGGAGGCAGACGGAGCAGACGCGCCAGUGGGAGUUUUUAGGACGCGUUGGACUUUCUUCUCGGUGCCAGUCUUUAAACACAACAAUAAGAAGCGCGGAGACGGCCGAUAAAUCCGUUUGGGAUUCAUUUCAAGGCAGUGGCGCCGGGGACUAAUCUAAGUGAGACGCUUCAAAGUGCUCGAGGAGAACUCGCGCAAAUGAGAACUACCGCGCUAUUUUCCGCCGCGUGUUUUUAUUGUGCUCCAAGUUUCCCGCACAGUUCAGCAGCCUAUGAAAAGAAAUAAUUCGAGUUGCGCGCAGUUGAUGUCUCCGAGUAGCCACCCCUAUCCACAUAUGCCACUCCGUCUCACUCUGGUACAUUUACUACUGCCAGAGUCCGAACGCAGACCCAGAGAAGAGGAACUCCGAUGGAAAAUCAUGCAGCACUUUGAACCCAUGGAGACAUGGCGCAUAGGUUCCUCUCAUCUGCGAACAGAUUCAGCGCCAGAUUCGCCUUCAUGUUCACCGUGUCACUGUCGUGCACCUAUUUGUGCUAUAAUAUCAUCUUCUGCCGUGGCACGAUCAUGACAGACCGAGGCUACGAGGGGAGGAGAUGCCCGCCUAAUAAGAACGCAGGCGCCAAGAAACUUCUCGGAAGACCCGAGCACUGCGCUUCGCUGGAGGUCAGGUCCGCUCUGAACGAAUCCGCCGCCCAGCGGGGGUCGAGCGAGCCCCGCGAUCAGACCAGAGCCCCCGCCUCGUCGGGGAGUCGCUGGGCUGAGGUGAAGUCGAAGAACAUGAGCGUCGCGCAGAAAUACGGGAAUAAGAAGCUGCCGAACGCGCUAAUAGUUGGCGUUAAGAAGGGAGGCACCCGCGCGGUGCUGGAGUUCAUCCGGAUUCAUCCAGAUGUGCGCGCGCUGGGAACGGAGCCGCACUUUUUCGACAGGAACUACGACAGAGGGCUGGACUGGUACAGGGGCCUGAUGCCGCGAACGCUGGACAGCCAGAUCACACUGGAGAAGACUCCGAGCUACUUCGUCACCAGGGAGGCGCCCAGGCGCAUCUCCAGCAUGUCCCGCGACACCAAGCUGAUCGUGGUGGUGCGCAACCCGGUGACGAGGGCCAUUUCCGACUACACGCAGACGCUGUCCAAGAAGCCCGACAUUCCCACCUUUGAGGACCUGGCCUUCAAGAACCGCAGCGUGGGCCUCGUGGACGCCUCCUGGAACGCCAUUCGCAUCGGGAUGUACAUUCUGCACCUGGAGAACUGGCUGCAGUACUUCCGCCUGUCGCAGAUCCACUUCGUGAGCGGGGAGCGGCUGAUCACGGACCCGGCCGGGGAGAUGGGCCGGGUCCAGGACUUCCUGGGCCUCAAGCGGAUAAUCACGGACAAGCACUUCUACUUUAAUCGAACCAAAGGCUUCCCCUGCCUGAAGAAGCCGGAGAGCAGCAGCCAGCCGCGCUGCCUCGGCAAGUCCAAGGGUAGGACUCAUGUACAGAUCGACCAGGAAGUUAUAGAGCAGCUGCAGGAGUUUUACAGACCCUUUAACGUCAAGUUCUAUGAGACGGUGGGACACGACUUCAAGUGGGACUGAGCUGGAAAAUCAACAGAAUGUUUAAUAACGCUAUUAUAAAACGACAGUAAGUAUAAACUAAGAGCUGCUCCCUGGUUAUAAACAAUUACAGUAAUGUCACACAUGGUCCUGAUGAUGAUAUAUUUUCUUUACUGUGUCCAGAACAUUAUGUGUGAAUUCAUGAACAAGCAUUAAGUCAUUAACCAGUUCAUAAACCAGCAGCCAUCACGAUGCCUUCCUGCCAUUUAGACACACAUUAAAGAUUCAUUACCUGCUAGAUUUCUUCUUUAUUCAUCCUUUCCGUUUAAUUAAAUCACUGGCUUUACACUUAAAAUAAGCUCUCAUCGUGCCCUAAAUGUCAAUGAGAUAUACUGUAAAAGCCCUCAGUUAUUGUUCACUGCAAUGGAUUACUUUUUUAUUGUUGACGAAGCUCAUGAGACAAACCCAAGUGUUAAAACAGAAACAGUUGGUGGGUGCAUCAGCACCAGGACGUUUUUGUACGAAGCCCGUGGACAGACAAAAUGCCUCCGUGCAUGUCGCCGAUCUCAUUAGCUUUCAAGAUUCCCCUCUUGAUGGAUUUGUUCAUGUUCAUUCUCUGAAAGGGGUCUUCACUCUAAGCACAUAGAUUAACCUGCCGAAUCUCCACCAUGGGUCCAAUCAGGGCUGUCAUUAAUCAUUUCUGAGGAAGCCUUUAAAAAAAAGAUCAACACAAAAGAUGAGAGGAAAGUGCGGCCGACCAAGGAAACCCUUCAAAACUGUCUCAGCGAAAUGUGGCGGAUAUUUGAUAAAUAUGGUUUAUUUAUAUGUAAUUAAAUGACACAACAGCAUGUUAAUCAGCAGCAGCAGUGCUUGUCUCAGGCUUUAAUAGGCUGCAAUGUGACCUUCAGUAUUAGGGAAAUGAGAUAUUCUCUAAGUUACUUCCCGCUGAGCUCCUCCAGCACGUGUCCGUUUAAACCGCCACGUCUGAUAUCCUUCAUUAAUUUUUGAUUAACCUGUCAAUAACGUCCGCAUCUGCCUGCUCCUUAGCGAGCCAUCAGCAGGCGCACCAGUUGAGCUCAUAUUUAUCUCGGCCGAGUUAAUUAUAAAUCAUAACUCCCCCCCAGAUCCUGAGGGCACUGAGAAGCCUUUCACACCACCGUCGCCACGUAAAGAUCACGUUGUUGCUCCGCGGCUACUUCACAUGUAACCUGUGUCUUUUUCUGUAUUCCAGAUGUUUAACGAGUAUAUUUGGAUGUAAUUAAAUUAUUUAAGAGGUUCUUCUAUUAAUAUAUUUGAUAAAGCGAUCGGAUUAAAGCACUUGGACCAUGA